Molecule: messenger RNA, 2604 nt
Organism: Aspergillus calidoustus
Lineage: Eukaryota; Fungi; Ascomycota; Eurotiomycetes; Eurotiales; Aspergillaceae
Source: the annotation of a GenBank genome assembly
AUGAUGGAUACAGUGCCUCCAUCAUAUCAAUCCGCAACCACCAGAGAUGCUUGGGCUAUAAUAGCUGAGUACAUCCCUUCAAGCGACCUCUGCGCCGCUACCCUAGUUUGUCGGAGAUGGCACCGAGUCUUUCUGCCGUUUCUGUGGGGGAACCCAGCGUCUCACUUUGGCACAGAAAAUGAUGAGGUUUACGUCGCCUUGACAAGGUUCAGGAGAACCCUCAAGUAUGCUCGUCUCGAGGUGCGAAUGCUUACGCAUACUCUUCAUAUGCCCCCAGCGUUGUCGGAAAUAUAUGGCGGUCCACGGCCGGAAUGGUUAAGGGAGAUUUUCGAGUCAUUGCCAUGUCUGCAGUCAUUGGUAGUCUCUGAGUUGCCUUUCUUUGACCAUAGUUCCAUGAUGGCUCUUAGAGGUGCCGUACCUAGCGGAGCUAGCUCGCGAGCCUACAAUAUCCGCCUACUUGUGGCCGAGCGGGAGCCGAAUACAACAUCCCAAGGUAUAGCUGAAACCCUGAUACGGUUUCCGGAGUUGAUAUACCUCGACCUGUCAUAUACGACCUCUGCAAAAGACCAGACGGUUUUGUCUGCACUUUCUCAGCUCGAGCGCUUGCAGGUGCUGAAGCUACGCGGCAUCGGCUUAAGGGACAUCGAUGCAGAGUUUCUGGCAAACGCAAUUGGGCAAAGAGUUCGAUACCUCGAUGUGCGGAACAACAAGUUUACCGACACGGCUGUACGGUCGUUACUUCGCGUUUGCUUCUUGCUGCCCAGCCAUGCUGCGUCCAGACAAGGCCCACUAAGUCGUACGCUCCCUGCAUCAGCAUUCUUAAAUCAAUUCCCCCAUCAGCUUCCAAUCUCCAAAUUCCUCAGUUCGCCCAUGUUGGACGAGGAGUUUCGGAGAGCGUUAACUACUCCUUUGACUGGCCGUUCUUGGGUCGAAGAUCUGCCAAAUGCGGGCAUUACGCACCUUUACAUCGCGGAAAAUCAAAUCACUGUUGAUGGUGUAGCGAGUCUUUUGGCGACAGCCCAGUUUCAUGUACUUGAUGUUGGGACUGUUGAGACAAACGCACAUGUCAACCGCGGAACAGCAUCCCAAAUUCCCGAACAGCAAGCUUACCCCAGUGCUGAACAGCUGAUACCUAUUCUGGGAACGCGUGCAAAAGAAAAGCUGACCUACUUUCGAGCACACCAUUCUAUCUGUACGUCCACUGCUCCACAUGAGAGAUCUCAACCUCCCGAAGACUUCCUACCCGAACUUCCAGCAGAAAAUAGAACGGAAGGGUUUAGUGAACUAGACACGGCGUCCACAGAGAUACAUGAGCUGCCGGCGGACACGAAUCCGGUAUUUGAACUCCCAGGAAGCGCACCAGUUCCCCAGUCACCGAAAAAGCCCGACAGUCAUGAUAAGAACAAAAAGCCACUAAUCCCAAGACGAGGGUCAAUUUAUGCGCCUGAAGUGCUAUCUGAAGCCAACGAUGUUACGAAUUCUGAGGACACAGCUUUAGACCCGUUGAAAUCUCGCCAUGUGUAUUCGAGCUCACCAAUCUUGUGCAGCUCACCAGUGUCCUUUGAAGAUUCAAGAGCUCGAAAAAUUCAAGAGCUACUUGCGAAACGAGCCAAGGCCCAGCAACCUCGACGAGACGGCCGGGAAAGCUAUAUCCAUUAUCUUCACCCCUUUCACGUCCCUAACUUAGAGGUUCUCGUGCUGACGGACGUCCCGUCUCACGUUCCUGCUGACUCACCGAUAUUGGAGUCAUUGAUCCAAUUCAUUACAGCAUGCUCGAAUGAAGCGUUACUAGCGACUCUCAAAGCAGGCACAGACUACUCCCUGCCUCCUGGACAAGAUAGGGCAAGAGCUGAACAGGAGCGGGCAAAAUCGCUCUUCUCCCUACGCCGAUUGGUUCUCGAAAUUACACCCGUGACUAACUCACGGCUCCCAUUGAAUCCGACAGCUUGGAAAUCCGUUAGUUCCCAGCUAGGGCACCAGAAGUCAACUACUGGUGACUGGGAUUUAGAGCGGCUAUGGUCCGCGGCAUCAGACGAUUUCAGUUUCUUUGGCGAAACCGAGUGCGGAAUUCCCGAAUUUGCUCAAUCGCGACCUUUUCCUAUAGCUGCGCUUAACGAGACGGUUACACUCACACCAGACACAGACAGAAACAUUUCAGAAAUGGCAGCCUCAUUCCCCACAAAACUAUCUUUACAAUCCAGAACGGGCUUGCCGGCGAAUAAGAGCUCCCAUGCCCCGACUAGUAAUCGUUCAUUCACACCUGCAGCUGCCCCAGUUGUCGAUCUCGUGGCUGAACUGGCUUCUUUCCGGCGCAGAAUGAAACACCAGUAUGAGCAAACCGUACGGGAAAACUAUCAGCGACGGAGUAUGAGCGAAGCCCUAUCGCCCCAGUCCUGUUACACCGCAGGCCCAGGCAGCAGCACCCUAUCACCCAUUCAGCGGGCGACGAGUCCCGCGCCCGGACCUGUUACAUCAAUAGCCCACCAUGUUGAGGGCCACUGGAAAGGAGAGGUGAAAAUUGUGCGGAAUGCGACACCGAAAGGGCGAACAGGGAUGGUUGAUAUGUAUGGGAACUAUUUCGAGAAGGGGUAUUUGUACCCUUGA